Messenger RNA from Lutzomyia longipalpis, 3075 nucleotides. RefSeq lists its product as uncharacterized. The transcript has 2 exons. The record is from RefSeq and is a predicted model, not a curated record. Gene Ontology annotation, biological process: regulation of DNA-templated transcription. Gene Ontology annotation, cellular component: nucleus. NCBI's taxonomy places the organism in Eukaryota, Metazoa, Arthropoda, Insecta, Diptera, Psychodidae. Bases 1095 to 1811 code for a protein of 238 amino acids. Gene Ontology annotation, molecular function: transcription coactivator activity.
AUGCGAAUUGGAGCUGAGGGUGAGAUUUCUAAUUGGCAUUCUUAAAUCCCCACUAGUCACGAGGGGAUUGUUAACAACAACGUGCUCAGGAUCAUCAGGGGAAUACUUAAUGCUGAUCUGUCCCACGAAAUACCUUAUGGCAAAUUUAGUAGUGAGCUCUGACCCAGCCAGGGGUUGCAGGAAUACCGCAAAGCUCGUCUUGGGCGUACAAUCGGCUGCCAGGAGGAGAGCACAGGGGCUCUUGUUGCGUUCCACAAUCAAUUUGGCCAGAUUCACUUCACCAUCUGCAAAAGUAUGCAGCGUAUUCCCGACUACACUGCAUGUCUUGUAGAAUCCCCACGUAUUGAGCUUUGUGUCCAAAUGGUUGUACUUGAUGUUGUUGGUGUUCUCAUAGAGACGCGAAAAGUACGCCAGAGAGCCCAGGGUUGCCCCAUUAAUGUCCACAUUUAUUGAAUUAUCAUUCACACUUGGCAUUGAUACCUUCACAUCCAUUCCUGUGGUCCAAUUUCUGGUUGUUGUGUCCGGGUAGGACAUGAAGCUCGAGUAGAAAUGUUGCAAUCUCGUUAUGGCAUCAUUGUACCAAACUGGCAUCUGAAAUUAUGACAUUUUUGCAUUUAUUUGCAUGUUUACUAAUCUAUUUGGGACGCUAAAUAGAAUUAGUUGUUUCGGUAUCUCUUUGAUUCACGCAAUGUUGAGAGCGUUGACUGAUUUAAAUUAAAUUACUCACCCUGUUGGAUUUAACUUGCACAGCCAAAUUCGUAAUCUUCGUCAAGGUGUUGAAACGAUCCUGGCAUUCAUGGAGCAGCAUUGGUGGUGUGAACUUGAUGAGAUUCCCAGGACAAUUGGUAUCCUUCUCCAGGGCAUUGAGACUCUUCUUUGUACUCUCAUCCACAUCAAAUGAUCCUGAAACCGAGAUUUGGGACUUUUUCUGCGGGCAUUGUCCUUCCGUAGUGUCGGUGAUUUGUCCAAAUGUAGCCACCACCUUAAAGACUCCCGGCGAUUGGGCAUACACCAGUGGAGAGUAGUGCCCAUCCAGGCACAUCUAAAAGUACAAAAUUUUAUUUUAAUUUAAACUUAAUCUUAGCAAUCUGUGAAUGAAUAUAUUUUGUUAUUUUCCGAGUUUUUGCACAAAAGAUUUUUCUCUCUUCAAAUUUCAGUGCAGAUUAAAAUUUACAAUGGCUUCGCUUAGAGAAAAACGCGAUGAAUUCCGGACAUAUUUGGAGGAGAGUGGAAUCAUUGGAUUUCUAACGAGAGUUCUGACACGCCUCUAUGAGAUGAGGGAUCGUCCAUCGGAUGGGAUUGAGUACCUGCAGAAUAUGCUUGAGGAGCAAAAGAAAGCCCAAGAGGAGGCGGCCAAGAAAGCAAGUGCGGAAAAACCAGCAGCAGUGCAGGAGACUCAAAUUGAUCCAAAGACUACAGCUGUUGCUGCAGGAGCUGUUUCGGCUGUUAGCAUUGCUAGCUCCUCAGCGGCACCUCCAGUUGAUGCAAAUAGCAAAACACCCAGCAAUGAUGCAAACAUUGUCCCAACUACCUUUUCCAUCCAUGAGGAUGAAACAAAAUCCCACGUGAGUCAGGAGGAAAAAAAUGCAACUUUCAGUUCUGCAGCAAGCUACACAUCAUCCCAUGCUACAGGACAUAGAGAAUGGGGCUACAAAUCCUACGAAGAGAGACAUGGAUCUAAUUCCCCAUCCCUCAAGGCUUCCGAAAUUGUACAACAAUCUACACCGUCUCCACCGUCUGUGGCAGAAUCCUUCAGGACAACCGGAACAACUUCCCAAACAGCCAAUGAUGGGGAAUCAUUAGUAAUAUAAAUAAUGCAAACUCACGCGCCAAUCAUUCGAUCCGGAGACACGCUUCAUGAUCGCCUGAACUGUGGAGCUCUGCUUGCUGGCUGUCUUUGUCCAUCUAAUCUGCGUGGUCCAUCGAUGGAGGGGUGUUGCAUUGCGAUUUUCCAAAUCAUUUGUGUGACUCAAAUCAAUGUUUAAUUUUGUCGAAUAAACAUCCCGAUUCGAUAGAUCCUGGAACAUUUGAAUUGUAACUAAAAUCCUUGAAUCCUCCUCAUUCUGUAUCAACCACUUGACAUUCUUGUAGUUCCCCAAGUGUGUGGUGACCACUUGGAGGAUAUUUGCCGUCUGUAGGGCUUGUCCAGCAAAUUGGGGUACAUUCCCAUUUUCCGGUGUGAGGAUAUUCGUAAAGUCAAACAUACUCGGGACGAUUUUCUUAACGCCCACCGAGAGUAGAACCCUUGUUCCCAAAUCCCCAAUAUUCCAAUCAAUCACAGACACCGAUUUGUCAUCUUCGGACUCACUAAACACAUAGAGAUUCGAUGUAUCCGUCUCUGAAUCACGCAGAAGGAAUUCACGGAUGUUGGCGCUAACGCGAGAUUUCAGGGAGAAUCCACUAUUGGUCAUCUUGGGACGAAUGAAGCUCAGGAACAUCUGCCCCGUGGACAUAUCCAAUCCUAUUUCACUAUUUAUGGGACUAUAGCCGAGGAAUCCCUGAUCCUGUUGCACCUGAUGCUCAUAGUUGAGGAAGGGAUUGUAGCUCCGGGAGAGGCAUGUGGAGUACGAUGAGUAUCUCAUUUCAAUUUGAUGAUUUCUCAGGGCUGUGGAUGAGUGUGUGGGGAAGGUGAUGUUCCCACGUAGAGCUGUAGCCACUGUGCUCUCAAUCACCACUUCCGCUGGUGUUCCAAGGACCGUUGGGACGGAGUAUUUGUUCAUAAAUGGCCAUCGAAUUGUCUGCAUGUUUAUGUGAGUCUCUCCCAGGAAGAUUGUCUGAAGGCGGGAUAUUACUGCAAAGAACAUUUGAAACUCUCUCAAUGGAGGAACAAAAGAAAAGAAGAAAAGAAUUCUUCUUACUGUCUCCAUUGGUGAGAUUCAUCACCGUUGUCUGAUUGAUGUGAUACGAAAGUACAGCUUUGCCCUCAACAUUGAGGAUAAAUUCAAAAUGUAGAGGUGUUUGAGGGAUUGGCUGCAAUUUCAUCCCAUUCAGGAUACUCUUUAGUUGAUCAAUUUCAAUUAUUGGCACCGUGAUCUUCUCAAUGAUCUCUGCUAGACCUCUUAUUUUGAUGAAAAC